Blepharisma stoltei is the source of this 204-nucleotide messenger RNA. The record is from the annotation of a GenBank genome assembly. NCBI's taxonomy places the organism in Eukaryota, Ciliophora, Heterotrichea, Heterotrichida, Blepharismidae.
AUGCUCAUGAGUUUAUGGAAAAAGGACAUUAAAGACUUAAAAAUUUGCUCAUCAGUUUUUAUCUUGAAGGUACUUACUCUUUUUCAGCAGAUUUCGUUUCGUUUCUUAAAGUUCAAUGCCCAAGCAUCGCUGGCUUUAAAUUCCUCAAUGCCAUCUCUUCUGGCGAUUUUUUUAGAGCAUCAACUUGAAGAUCAGAAGUUUUAA